AUGUGUCUGGCUUCACAUUUCCACACGCGUUGUAAUGACCUUCUGCUGUCUAAAUCUAUGUUUUAUAAUUUUAGGACGUUAUAGUAUGAAAUCAAGGUAAAAUGCUGGCCAGUAUAAUCGGACGUCACAUCCUUGGCAACUUUGGGGUGUCCAGAAAGUUUGCCUGUUUAGGGCAGUGGACCACUCAUUGUUCAACACGGUUCACUAGAGGUUUAUAUGGACAGUUGCCCCCAAGACAUGUUGCUGGUGCCGUUCUGGGAGUUCAGUCAUUUCACUGGUCUGGUCAGAGACCGAAAAAACGGCCACAGGAAGAGAGUCCACCAAGAGAACUGGAUUUGCUUCGUUAUGACAUGAGAGACCUAAAGAAAGCUCCAAAGCCGGCCCUCUUUCUUGGAUUUUCUGGUCUAAUACCUUUUGUAUCCGCUCCUCUACUUAUGGCUGUCACGGAACAGUAUCUUCCCGAAGUUGCAUUUGCUCAAGUUGCAUACGGAGCGUCCAUUGUUUCCUUUCUUGGUGGGGUACGCUGGGGUUUCGCCUUACCUUCUGGAAGUCCAGCAAAACCUGACUGGCUCAAUUUAGCCAACAGCGUGGUUCCUUGUCUGAUUGCUUGGACAGCACUCCUUUUUUCCCAUGACAUUACACAGUCUGCUGUGCUUGUGGUAAUGGGGCUCGGGAUAUCAUUGCAUUAUGACCUGUCCCUCAUGCCUACAUACCCCAGCUGGUUUAAAGCACUGAGGACAAUCCUCACAGCUGUUGCCUUUUUCUCCUUGAUAGGCACUGUUGUCAUUAAGCAGUUUUAUCCUGAGAAAAAGUAUCUCCCUGAUAAAUGAUUUAGGCAUAACUGUUGGCUAAUGUCAGUCCAUCGUUAUAAAACAUGUUAAAAGUGACUAAUAAUGUUUUGCAUCAAAUCUACACCAUGUUGAAUCACUGAAUCUUUCUUUGUUUUCAUUUCUGACUCCAUUCUCUCACUUUUUUUGAUAAAAUAUCCAUUUGGCUUUCUAUUUUUGACGGGUUGGCCAAAUUCCAGUAAUGAAUUCAAAUGACAAUGGACAGUUUUUCCUGACAUUUAAUAUAACUUUGCACACUGCCAGUUAGAUUGUGAAAUGUCAAUAUUUAAAAUUAUGUAAAAUAAAAUUAGAAUUGUAUGUUUAUAGAUUAGAAUUAGUGUUUAAUGUUCUGUUUUGUUGGAAUUUAUAGGAGUUUCUGUUAUGUCAGGGGCGGGUGGUAGUGCUAAAGAGUAGAUGUGGUUAGGGUGAGGAUUUAGCAAAGGCUGUGAUCACAGGUGGGCACAAAUACAUAAAAAAAUCCUAAUACUUAAUUAGAGUAAUCAAUUGUAUUUAAAUACAAUACAAAAUACUGUUAAAACAAAAUAUUUUAUUAAAAUAAAAGUAAUUUGAAAAUAGAAACAAAAGCAGUUCCCUGACCAACGAACGAACAGCUUAUGAUUACGAUUCAGGCAACAUUAUAGGUCAGAUCAGAAUAUUAUCAGGUUCCAUCUGUUCCAUUCCUUACAUGUAAGUAUAGAAUAGCAGAAUAUCACUGUUUAGUGUUGAUGUGAUUGUAACGUACAUGUUGCCGCAUACUGUCAUAAUAAAAGAUCAUUACGACUGCCAGUCUGCCACCAGGUGGCGAAUUCCGAGAGUCCGAAUUUCGUGUGCAGUGGAAAGGCGGCUUUACAUUGAUUUAAAAAGAUUAGUACAUCCACACAUGAAAAUUAGCCCAUGAUUUAUUCAUCCUGAAGCCAUCCUAGGUGUAUAUGACAUUAUUCUUUCAGAAGAAUACAUUCAGAAUUUUUAAAAAAUGUCCUGGCUCUUCCAUGCUUUAUAAUGGGAGUCAAUGGCUGAAUGUCUUUUUAAGUCCAUCAAAGUGCAUCCAUUCAUGAUUAAAGUGCUCCAUGCAUCUCCAGGGUUUACUAAAGGCCUUCUUAAGUGAAGCGAUGCAUU
Messenger RNA from Pimephales promelas (fathead minnow), 1943 nucleotides. RefSeq names its product transmembrane protein 69 (gene tmem69). NCBI's taxonomy places the organism in Eukaryota, Metazoa, Chordata, Actinopteri, Cypriniformes, Leuciscidae. The record is from RefSeq and is a predicted model, not a curated record.